ACUGUUACUGUAGGAGAAAAAGGAUGGAUGAGGCAAUGAGGCUUCUUGAUGAAAUGCCUCGCAAAGGAUUGAUUCCUAACCAUGUCACUUAUAAUUCUCUUAUACAUGGCUUGUGUAAAGCAAAGGGCCCUCAGGCUGCACAUAAGUUUUUGAAGAACUUGUGUGUUAGUGGCUAUUCUCCAGAUGUGGUAACUUACUCAAUUUUGAUAGAUGGCUUUUGUAAGCAUAGGUGUUCAGAUGUGGCGUUGUCCCUAUUUCAUGAAAUGCAGAAAAACUCAUUGAAGGGUAAUAUAAUUGUCUAUAAUGCUCUAAUUGAUGGUAUGUUUAAAGCUGGAAAGCUCAAAGAUGCAAAGGAACUGUUUUCUAGACUUUCCAUAGAAGGGUUGCACCCUGACGUUUACACAUACAAUACAAUGAUCAAUGGACUUUGUAAAGAAGGAUUAUCAUGAUGCCACGACCAUGGAGUUGGUAAUAAAUUUAGUUUUGAACAAGCCUGAUGAUCCACUCGUGCAAAAGGUGCUAAGUUACUCUAAACGUUCUCAAGGUGUAAACUUGAAGUGAGAUUUUAGGAUAGAACAAUUGUUAUACCGUUGCAGGAGGUCUUGUCAUAUUUUUAUUAUGCCAGUUCAAUUUGAAUCAAAAAAGAGUUCUGUUUUCUGCAAUUCAAUUUGUAUGCAUUAUUAUCUAUUUACAUUUGCCUCAAGUUUGAA
Jatropha curcas is the source of this 710-nucleotide messenger RNA. The record is from RefSeq and is a predicted model, not a curated record. NCBI's taxonomy places the organism in Eukaryota, Viridiplantae, Streptophyta, Magnoliopsida, Malpighiales, Euphorbiaceae.